UUUUGCAAAAACAGUGUGCUAUCUGAGAUUAAAAAAACAUUUUUUACUGUCCUGGUUACCCUAAUAAGUAUGGCCUUUGCAUUGGCAGCUGUUUUAAGCAGUACAUAACAAUUGUCAAUUAAUGAAUCAGAAUAUUCAAAUAUUUUAUGCAUUCCAUACCAAUAACCAAUUUGCUACCAUAUGGCCAUACUGAUACAUCCAUAAAAGGUGCGGCAAGAGAACAUACUGUUAAGCCAGCCUUUUUUGCAGCAGCAGGGACAUCUUGCCACCAGACACAGAGGAUUGGCUCGCCACAGAAAAAUCCCUCUGACCGAGACCCUAAGUCUUACUCGUUGCAAUAUGGACGUGUGGGAGCAGACAUAACAAUUAACUGCAAUACCACCUUAUCUAACGUGGAAUGGCAAAUAAAUGGAGAAAUAAUUCAGAAGAAUGAGAACAUGUAUACAAAUGGCACUCAACUCACUCUACUCCAUGUGAACAGAGACCAGGAGGGCAUCUAUAGUUGUCAUUUACCACACACCAAGCACAUUGUGAUGCAAACAUAUCUACAGUUGGGAUAUCCUCCAGAAAAGCUCCAGGUACAGUGUUGGGCCAUGAGUUACCCAGAAAAGCUUAAGUGUACCUGGGAUCUCAAACCUGAUACCCUUCUGCACACCACUUUCAUAAGCACCUACAGGUUGGGUUUGGAGAGUCAUGAACCUUCUUGCCGCUGUGUCCAAUUCAGACAAGAUCCAUAUAGCUGCCUGAUUAGUGAAUUUCAGUUGUUUACAGAUGUACCAUAUCUUCUCAAUGUCACAGCCACCAACCCAUUGGGCUCCAUCACACAGGUUUUUCCUUUCAUUGUUGAAGACAUCAUUCGUCCAGAUCCACCUGAGAAUGUGACCCUUUCCUCUGUAGUUGGGGAAAAAACGAAACUACUCUUGUGCUGGAGUCCCCCACAUUCAUGGCCCUAUCCAGAUCAUUUCCCCCUCAUGUAUAUGAUUCGUUACAAGAGAGUAAAUGCAAAGACUUAUAGAAUGAUUGGCCCUUAUGGUUUUACAUGCUUCAUCUUGGUGGGAAUCAGGCCUCGAGGAACUGUGCAAGCACAAGUAGCUGCAAAAGAUUUCACAGACUAUGGAGAGUACAGCAAUUGGAGUGUGGCUGCAAUAGGGCAACCAUGGAGUUGAGGUCAUCUUGCAUAAAGAUAAAUCUAUCGGUUGUGAAGAUAUUGUAGCUACUGAAUAUGGAUGGGUAUAUAUACACCACUCGAACCAUCCUGCAAUUUAAAGCCCACACAAUGAAUGACACUUGUGUGAUUGGAGGGGUCCUCAACACAGAUAUCUGCUCAA
This is a messenger RNA of Spea bombifrons (plains spadefoot toad), 1328 nucleotides long. It is a transcript of the gene EBI3, whose product is annotated as Epstein-Barr virus induced 3. Gene Ontology annotation, cellular component: external side of plasma membrane; membrane. NCBI's taxonomy places the organism in Eukaryota, Metazoa, Chordata, Amphibia, Anura, Pelobatidae. The coding region runs from base 147 to 1166 and encodes 339 amino acids. The transcript has 6 exons. Gene Ontology annotation, biological process: cytokine-mediated signaling pathway. Gene Ontology annotation, molecular function: cytokine receptor activity; protein binding. The record is from RefSeq and is a predicted model, not a curated record.